This is a messenger RNA of Macroventuria anomochaeta, 1619 nucleotides long. Its product is annotated as alpha/beta-hydrolase. The record is from RefSeq and is a predicted model, not a curated record. NCBI's taxonomy places the organism in Eukaryota, Fungi, Ascomycota, Dothideomycetes, Pleosporales, Didymellaceae. Bases 140 to 1270 code for a protein of 376 amino acids. Gene Ontology annotation, molecular function: hydrolase activity. The transcript has a single exon.
CGAUCGACGUCGAUCCAAGCAGAGCUACCAGACUUGAGAACCAACUAGCACGACAUGCUAUAAACCACCAUGUUCUCCGCUUCUGGGGCCUCCAGGCCUCCAUAAUCUUGCUUGUAGCUGCUCCUGUUCAGUCGCAGCCAUGGCCCUGCUCACCUACCAGCCCGUCAAAGGCGUAUACGUGCUCGCCGCACUAGGCUUCGAGCUUCUACGUCUUCCCCUCUUCAUCGUCAAGUACCUCACCAGCUACGGGCGGCAGCACCCCGAAUGGACCUUCCGCCAGGCGCUCACCACGCGCAUCGUCUUCGCCGUCGUCUACCACAGCGCAAAAAUCCAAGCGAAGACACCAAUUCCGCUUACACCAGGCAGCGAGCAGGAGCGCUUCGUGCGCAUCAAGCCGGCGGGAGGUGACCAGUACAAGGGCCCGCUGCGCAUCAACAACGAUGUCCAGCCCGUCGAGAUCGGCGCAACAUGGUACCCGAAGCCUCUGUCAGCAUCCGCCGACAAGACCAACCUCAAAGUCAUCCUCCACAUCCACGGCGGCGCAUUCGUCUCCGGCGAUGGCAGGACACAAGCAAGCGGCUACUUCGCCAAGCUCCUCCAGAAGCACGUCGGCGCAACACACAUCCUGAUGCCGCAGUACCGCGUCUCGACACUCCCAGCGAGCAGAACGUCGAACCCGUUCCCCGCCGCCCUCCAAGACAGCUUGACGGCGUACCUGUACCUGCUGCAUGACCUGCACAUCGCGCCCUCCGACCUCAUUCUGUCGGGUGACAGCGCCGGCGCAAACGGGUCCAUCUCGCUUUUGCGCUACAUCGCCGAGUACGGCGCGGAUCUCUCGCUGCCGAACCCCUCCGCCGCGCUGCUCUGGAGCCCGUGGAUCGACCCCUCCGACACAUCCGACGACUUCGUGCACAACAACCCCAACUACAGCACCGACUACAUCUCGUUCCCUUUUACACUUUGGGGCUCCAGCGCGUACGCAGGGUCUGGCGGCAAAACCAUACUCUCACACCCAUAUGUGAGCCACAAAAACCGGACGUUCAAGACGUCGGUGCCGAUUUUCGUGAACACGGGGAGUGGGGAGGUAUUGUAUUUUGAUGAUUGUGAGUGGGCGGAGAAGAUGAAGCAGGCGGGCAACGAUGUUACGCUGGAUGUGGAGAAGCAUGUUCCGCAUGAUCUGCUUUUGUUGGGGAAUAUAUUGGGGUUUGGUAGGGAGGCACGCGCUUGUGCAAAGAGGGCUGGGGAGUGGUUGGAGAGGAAGAGGAGGUGAGCGGCGGUUGACAAGUGCCAAGAACGGGCAGCGAGUUGGAAGGAGGUGUGUAUUGUACAGCGGAGGUUUCACGGAUUGUGGGUACGAAAAUAUGUGUCAAGACGUGAAAUCACCUAGCGGCACGCAGAGGAACUGCUUGAGAUCUGCUAUACUGUACCAGCAUUCGAAACAGUGCUCUCAUGCAUUGACAUAUCCACACCCCCUCUAAACACCAACACCACCUAACAUCCCCACCUCAGUAGCGAGAAACCCCCUGUACAGAGAUGGCACUCACCACCAAACCACCUCGAACCUCCACCUUUCGUGCAGAUCAUCUCUCGCCUGUAACAAUCCAUUCUCUGGCUGUUGU